AUGACAUUUAGCUCGGAAGCGGAAGUUACCUUGUAUUACAUGAAUUAUGCUCAACGUAUGGGUUUCGGGAUGAGUAAAAUAAGUUCAAAAAAUGGAGAUGAUGGAAAAAAAUAUUUUACUUUAGCAUGUAGUCGUGCAGGAAAGUAUGUGAGCACUUCAAAGAAUCUUUUGAAGCCAAAUGCUAGCAUUAAAACACAAUGUAGGGCAAGACUGAAUGCAUGUAUAUGUCUGGAUGGAAGAGUUGUAGUUACAAGUGUUACUCUUGACCAUAAUCAUGGCCUUAGCCCAAACAAGGCACGAUACUUUAGAUGUAACAAGAAUAUGGGGUCUCACAUAAAAAGGAAAUUAGAGAUUAAUGAUCAAGCAGGUAUCAAUGUCAGUAGAAAUUUUAGAUCUAUGGUUGUUGAAGCAAACGGGUACGAGAAUCUCACAUUUGGUGAAAAAGACUGUAGAAACUAUAUAGACAAGGUCAGGCGGCUAAGGCUUGGGACAGGAGACGCUGAAGCAAUACAAAACUAUUUUGUUAGAAUGCAAAAGCAAAAUAGUCAGUUUUAUUAUGUAAUGGAUGUGGAUGAUGAUAGCCGUUUAAGAAAUGUAUUCUGGGCAGAUGCAAGAUGUAGGGCUGCAUAUGAAUACUUUGGUGAAGUCGUAACUUUUGACACCACUUAUUUAACAAACAAAUAUGACAUGCCUUUUGCUCCUUUUGUUGGAGUAAAUCAUCACGGUCAAUCUGUAUUGUUGGGUUGUGCACUCUUAUCAAAAGAGGAUGCUAAAACUUUUACUUGGUUAUUCACCACGUGGUUAGAAUGCAUGCAUGGACGCGCUCCAAAUGCCAUUAUUACUGAUCAGGAUAAGGCAAUGAAAAAGGCGAUUGAGGUUGUCUUCCCAAAAGCCCGUCAUAGAUGGUGCUUAUGGCAUUUAAUGAAAAAGGUACCUGAAAAGUUUGGUAAAUACUCAGAAUAUGAGUCUAUUAAAGAACUUUUGCAUGCUGCUGUAUAUGAUUCUUUGAGCAAAAGUGAUUUCUUAGAGAGGUGGGAAAAAAUGAUUGAAUGUUAUGCGCUACAUGAUAAUGAAUGGUUGAAAGGGAUAUUUGAGGAGCGACAUCGUUGGGUUCCUGUGUAUGUGAGAGACGUGUUUUGGGCCGGGAUGUCAACUACACAACGAAGUGAAAGUAUGAAUUCAUUUUUUGAUGGGUAUGUAUGCUCAAAGACAUCAUUGAAGCAAUUUGUUGAACAAUAUGACAGUGCAUUGAAAGAUAAGAUUGAAAAGGAAAGCAAGGCUGAUUUUGGUUCAUUUAAUUCAGUAAUUGCUUGUGUAAGUCAUUUUGGCUUUGAAUCACAAUUCCAAAAAUCAUUUACCAAUGCAAAAUUCAAAGAAUUUCAAGUAGAAGUUUCUUCUAUGAUGUAUUGCCAUACUUCAUUUGAAGAAUUGGUGGGUUAUAAUUCUAUAUUUUAUGUGAUAGAAAGUAAGAAAGUAUACGACAAAGCAAAAGAUGUGGUAUUCAAGGUGUCCUACAAUGAAAAAGACUUUGAGAUACAAUGUACUUGCUGCUUAUUUGAGUUUAAAGGCAUUUUGUGUAGACACAUACUAUGUGUGCUUAAACUCUCUGGUAAAACAGAUUUAGUGCCAUCUCAUUAUAUUUUUUCUCAGUGGAGGAAGGAUAUAAAGCGACGACAUACAGUUAUUAAAUGUGGUAUUGAUAACUUGACUGGAAAUGUUGAGUUACAGCGUGUUGGUAAAGCAUGUGAUGCCUUUUAUGAAGUUGCUUCUAUAGAUAUAAGCACCGAAGAAGAGUUAUUGGAAGUGAUGAAUUGGAUCAAGGACUUGAAAAUUAAGUUAACUUGUAAAAAAAAUUCUCCGAUUAUUAUAGAAGAAGUUAAUUCAAUUCAAAAUCAAGCGUCGAGAAUUCUGGAUCCCAUAGUGGCUAGAGGAAAAGGGCGCCCUCCUUCAAAACGAAAGGCUUCUAUAGUUGAUAAAAUUAUAAAGAAGAAGAUUGCAGGAAAAAAAACUCGAAGUAGCCAAAAAAGAACAAGUUGUCAAAGUUCAGAAGAGGUGAUUUUGAGUUUGUAA
Molecule: messenger RNA, 2070 nt
Organism: Medicago truncatula (barrel medic)
Lineage: Eukaryota; Viridiplantae; Streptophyta; Magnoliopsida; Fabales; Fabaceae
Product: protein FAR-RED IMPAIRED RESPONSE 1-like
Exons: 1
Coding region: 1-2070 (689 amino acids)
Molecular function (GO): zinc ion binding
Source: RefSeq, a predicted model, not a curated record